UCUAAACGAAACAAUUUCCUAAAGAAACGUCGAGUAUUUAUUUUCAAUCUCAAAUAACUCAAUAAUAUCUGUGAUAAAAAUAUAUAAGUAGUGAUUAAUUAUCAUCUGACUUUCUUCGUCUCUACUCAUUUUAUCAAAAAAUAUUUGAAGAGGAAAAUUUUCUUGAAGCUUAAGUACCAAUGGAUAUUCUUCGAGUGUUUGGGGUAUUCAAGGUGAAAGUUAAGACCGAGUUAACAUUAUAAAGCAGAGAUUAAACAAUGGAUUAUAAUGAAUAAUGUGUUGUGUGUUACAGAUGAUCCUUCCAAGUCUGUGAUCCGUUUGACAGAAUAACCAGCGAUUGCAACAAAGACACUAGUGUUGUACUGAUAUAUAUAUAUAUAUUAAUAAUAAUAAUAAUAAUAAUAAUAAUAAUAAUAAAAUUCAUAAUGACGCAACAAAGUGGUGCUGGUUCGCCUCAGCAGUUUUGCCUGCGAUGGAAUAAUUAUCAAACAAAUUUGACAAAUGUCUUUGAUCAAUUGCUGCAAAGUGAGAGCUUCGUUGACGUGACACUAGCAUGUGAUGGACAUUCCGUAAAAGCUCACAAAAUGGUAUUAUCUGCUUGCAGUCCAUAUUUCCAAGCAUUAUUUUUUGAAAAUCCAUGUCAUCAUCCAAUUGUUAUUAUGAAAGACAUUAAGUGGCCGGAAUUAAAAGCAGCUGUUGAAUUUAUGUAUAAAGGAGAGAUAAAUGUAUCGCAAGAACAAAUAGGACCUUUGCUUAAAGUUGCCGAGUGUUUGAAAAUACGUGGAUUAGCGGAUGUCAAUAAUGAACAUGAAUUGGUGUCCAAACCGAUGCACAGUAGUCUUCAACAGCAACAACAGCAGCAACAGCAACAGCAGCAGCAGCAGCAACAGCAAGCGCUGCAACAGCAAUUGCAAUCGGAGCCGGCAUUGUCACCGGCCAGUUCAAUUCACAAUCAUAAUCAUAACAACCGUAAAAAACGACGCAGAGUAUCAAGUGAACGAUCACCAGCGAGUGUUAAUGACAGUCCUGAUCAUCAUAGUUUGUGUAUGACUGAAGACAAUGACCACUCGUCAGUAAUGUCGGAAGUGCAAAAUCUGGUGGCGUCAUCGACACCUCGGUCAUUGAGUUCGCCUAGUAUGCCAAGUAUUUCAGUGACACCGCAGAUAAAUUUACAAGAUCUUCCAGUGUCACUGGCAUUGCCACCGCCAGUAUCGGUCAGCCAAAGCCCUCACCCUACAAUAUCCCACCACGUGCCAGUCCACGUGACACCCACUGGCCACCCGUCCGUCAACCACCUCGGUGCUCACCACGUGGCUCAGCUGUCGGUACACCAGCAACAGGCACAACAGGCCCAUCAGCAAGCACAUCAGCAUCAACAGACACUUAGUAGUCAGUCUAAUCUUAUUGAUGACCUCGAGAUCAAACCUGGCAUUGCUGAGAUGAUUCGCGAGGAGGAAAGGGCCAAGUUGUUGGAAUCAUCCCACGCUUGGCUCGGUGCCUCCACCUCCAAUAUAUCAGCAGAUAGCUAUCAGUAUCAACUGCAGUCACUGUGGCAAAAAUGUUGGAACACAAAUUCUGGAUUGGUGCAUAACUUGCGCUUUCGUGAACGUGGACCACUAAAAUCAUGGAGGCCGGAAACUAUGGCUGAGGCGAUUUUCAGUGUUUUGAAAGAAGGAUUAUCGUUAAGUCAAGCUGCUAGAAAAUACGAUAUUCCAUAUCCAACAUUCGUUCUUUAUGCAAAUCGAGUGCAUAAUAUGCUUGGGCCAAGUUCCGAUGGUAGUGCUGAUCUCCGACCGAAAGGAAGGGGACGACCUCAGAGGAUUCUUUUGGGUGUAUGGCCGGACGAGCAUAUCCGGGGUGUGAUUAGAGCGGUGGUAUUUCGCGACGGAAAUAUCGUGAAAGAGGAACCGACCCCGUUAUAUCCAAGUCUAGCGAAUUAUGCGUGCAAUGGACCAGAGGGCGCGGUAAGCCCUAGUGCUGCUGCGGCCGCUGCGGUUGCCGCGGUCGCCCAAGGUCUCCGACACCAAAUGUGCAGUAUGGUAGCGGCGGCCCAAUCCCACCCCCACGAUAUGGUAGCAACAAAUCUCUCGGCAAACUUCCAAGCGGCUGUGCAAGUCAGUCAGCAUCAUAUGAAUAAUAACAGCGGAUCAAGUAACAAUAACAGAAAUUCCCCAUUGAUGCUCGGACUGCCAAGCCCUGGCUCGGGUGGACCACCAGAGAGUCCGAUGGAAGGCAGCCCACUGGCGAGUCCCCUCGCGCCGCUAAUGGACCCCGCACACAUACCGAGUAGUGUUGAAGUCGGAAUCGGUAUCGGUGGACUAGGAGGUCUAAGUGGACUAGGUGCAAUAAGUGGAAUGCAUUAUAAGCCACAACGUAGUUACAUAAGCCCACGACCUGAUAAUAUCUUCCAAGAAGACAUCGCCGACUUGGUUAAAAGUCAGCAUGGACACAAAGACAAAGACAAAGUACCGGUAAAACUAGAACCGCUAACUGACUCUCGUAGUGAACAGUAAUCUUAAUUAAAUGAUUAUUAUUAUUAUUAUUAAUUAAUUAAUUAAUUAAUUAAUCAGGCAAUAAAACUUUUAUGGUUUUUUGCUCUUAAUGAUUCCAUCAAUCUCGACGACUCAAUGAUUAAUAUAAGAGUGAGACUGCUUGGUUUUAAAAUUAACAUGUAAUUUUUAAUUAAAAAAAAAAAUGUUAAUGCUGUGAGUGAAGUUACACAAGAAGACAAAUGGUGAUAAACUCAUUAUUUAAAACGGGCCUUGAUUAAGAAAAUUUUAAAAAUAAAAAUAAUAAUAACAAUAAAGAAAGUGUAUAAUCAAAAAAGCGAGCGAGCCUUGCAAAGAGUUAUUGUCACGUCCGAGUGUUGAAAACUUUUUACGUAUCUCGAAAAAAAAGAAAUUUUUUUUCUGAUUAAGAGAUGGUGUAAAAUAUAAACAAUUAUUAUUAUAAUUAUAUAUAGAUAUUAAUUAAUUAAUUGAA
Microplitis demolitor is the source of this 2982-nucleotide messenger RNA. Its product is annotated as protein bric-a-brac 1. The record is from RefSeq and is a predicted model, not a curated record. The coding region runs from base 426 to 2513 and encodes 695 amino acids. Gene Ontology annotation, molecular function: DNA binding; protein binding. Gene Ontology annotation, biological process: regulation of transcription by RNA polymerase II. Gene Ontology annotation, cellular component: nucleus. The transcript is spliced from 9 exons. Lineage: Eukaryota; Metazoa; Arthropoda; Insecta; Hymenoptera; Braconidae.